AUGACGCUGGACGAUUUGUUCGCCAAAAAAGCCAAAAAGAAAACUAAGAAACAUAACCCACAAGAUCUGUUUGAGAAACUUACAAAGGAGGUUAGCAAACAGCAUGUCCAAGAAGGAGACGUUAACAGUGACAAUACAAAGGCGAUUGCCAACCUGGUGAAGGAUGACGAGUGGGAAACCAUCGAAGACGAUGAGAAGGAGAUCGAUCUACAGACAAUACAGCUUGGGAAUCUGGCACUGAAUGUUUCAGGGGAACCUAAACAGCAGUCGAAAGAUAAAUCUGAGAAAGAAGGCGCUGGUGAGGCUGUGGAAGAAAAAAAAGUUUGGGGCACGAAGAUCCCGGAGGUUACC
Messenger RNA from Opisthorchis viverrini, 351 nucleotides. RefSeq lists its product as hypothetical. The record is from RefSeq and is a predicted model, not a curated record. The transcript has 2 exons. The annotation marks the transcript as partial. Lineage: Eukaryota; Metazoa; Platyhelminthes; Trematoda; Opisthorchiida; Opisthorchiidae.